CUACGAGAGCCAAGUCAGCAAGAACCGAACGCAGAAACAAAACCAGAGAUUUCGUUAUCCACUGAAGUUCGUUUGCUUCUGUCAAAUUUGCCAAAUCGUCAAUUUUUUCGAGCUUAACCAAAAAAAGAUGGCAGCUUCUUCUCCAUCUCUCCUUCUACCACUAGGUUCAGUAUCUAGAAAUGGUCUAGCCAUCAAGAAUCCAUAUUCAUCAAGAUAUAUAGUUGCAAGAGUCAUAGCUUCAGAAACAAGAGAGCAAAGCUGUAAAAUCAAUAGUCUCUCUAGCCGUAGAGAAGCAAUGCUAUUGGUACUCGGCGUGUCAGGAGGAUUAUCAUUUAGCUCACUUGCGGCUUAUGCAGCCGGUUUACCUCCAGAAGAUAAACCGAGACUCUGUGAAGCCGAAUGCGAGAAAGAGCUUGAAAAUGUUCCAAUGGUAACCACAGAAUCAGGGCUUCAGUAUAAGGAUAUCAAAGUCGGUACAGGCCCUAGUCCCCCGGUUGGUUUUCAGGUUGCUGCUAAUUAUGUGGCUAUGGUUCCAUCAGGGCAAAUAUUCGACAGUUCUCUGGAGAAAGGUCUACCGUAUCUGUUUCGUGUUGGGUCUGGCCAGGUGAUCAAGGGACUUGAUGAAGGAAUCUUGAGUAUGAAAGCUGGUGGCAAACGUAGACUCUACAUUCCAGGGCCUUUGGCCUUUCCAAAGGGUCUAACUUCAGCUCCAGGGAGGCCGAGAGUUGCACCAAACAGUCCGGUCGUAUUUGACGUUAGCUUAGAGUUCAUUCCAGGUCUCGAUUCAGAGGAAGAGUGAAACUCUGUUUUCAAGUGCAAAAUGUAAUCUUCAAUACACACACAAUUACAAGAUUCUAUGGGUGAUAUUUAUCUCAUUGUACUUCAUUCAUUGAAGAACAUCACAUUGAUUAGAAACGUCAGCAUUUUUCAGUUC
This is a messenger RNA of Arabidopsis lyrata subsp. lyrata, 934 nucleotides long. RefSeq names its product peptidyl-prolyl cis-trans isomerase FKBP16-3, chloroplastic. The record is from RefSeq and is a predicted model, not a curated record. Lineage: Eukaryota; Viridiplantae; Streptophyta; Magnoliopsida; Brassicales; Brassicaceae. Gene Ontology annotation, molecular function: peptidyl-prolyl cis-trans isomerase activity. The transcript has 7 exons. Bases 128 to 799 code for a protein of 223 amino acids.